Molecule: messenger RNA, 1665 nt
Organism: Cucumis melo (muskmelon)
Lineage: Eukaryota; Viridiplantae; Streptophyta; Magnoliopsida; Cucurbitales; Cucurbitaceae
Exons: 7
Coding region: 126-1289 (387 amino acids)
Source: RefSeq, a predicted model, not a curated record
CCUCCCCCCAAAAUAAACCUUCAAAGUUGGUUUCUCCAUCUCAAUUUGGUAUCUUUUCCUAAGGUGGCCAUAGAUAUGAGCAUGACCACAGAAAUUUUGGCGCGGUCUAAAUUGCUGAAGGAAGAAUGAUACAGCGUCUUCAACUCAAGGCUCUACAUUUAUGGCCUACUCUUCGUUCUUCUUCCUGUCUCCAUUUCCAUUCUCAAACCCUCAAUGUAAAUUCCUCUUCUUCUUCUCCUCAAUACACGCCUUGGUCUGGUCUCAAAGCUUGGAAGCAGAGUCCCCUUAAUGAGAAUCGAUUCUGGGGACCCAAUGGACCAGAGCCUCUGGUUGAAUCUUCAUCAACUGGGGUUUUCUUUGAUAGCCGAAUCGAAUCGGCUUCGUCGCUUGCGGAAUUGGGUGCAUUGGUUCUGUCUACCAGUGACCCUUUAACCAAAUCCAGACUCUCUCAUCUUGCUUACUCCAGAUGGUCUCAGGAAAGUCUUCCCAUUGGCGUUUUCGAAGCUCCUUCUCAUCCUGCUCGACCUCCGUUGCCGAAAUUGGUCUCCCCAAAGGAAAUUCCGGCUCCUAAAAACUCAGGAUUGCCUCUGAAUGCUUAUAUGUUACACAAUCUUGCUCAUGUUGAGCUUAAUGCAAUUGAUUUGGCAUGGGACACUGUUGUUCGAUUUUCUCUCUUCAGCGAUGUUCUUGGGGAGGGUUUUUUUGCUGACUUUGCUCAUGUUGCUGAUGAUGAGAGUCGACAUUUUAUGUGGUGUUCACAGAGACUUGCUGAACUUGGUUUCAAAUAUGGAGAUAUGGCUGCUCAUAAUUUGCUUUGGAGGGAGUGUGAGAAAUCAUCCAACAAUGUAGCUGCACGCUUGGCAGCAAUACCGCUUGUCCAGGAGGCUAGGGGACUUGAUGCUGGGCCUCGACUAGUGAAGAAAUUAGUUGGCUUCGGGGAUCAUAGAACAUCUGAUAUUGUAGCUAAAAUUGCUGAUGAAGAAGUUGCACAUGUAGCUGUGGGUGUCUACUGGUUUGUCCUAGUCUGUCAGAAAAUGGAACGUGCUCCAUGCUCAACUUUUAAAGAGUUGUUAAAAGAAUACAGUGUGGAACUGAAAGGGCCUUUUAAUUAUUCAGCUCGAGAUGAAGCUGGCCUUCCACGUGAUUGGUAUGACAUAUCAAACACGAAUGUACAGGAUGAGUCGAGUGGAGACACUAAAAAUGAACAGCUAUCAGUGGUUUACGAUAGGCUUGCUUCUGUAAUAUCCAUGGAGUGUAAGAACUCCAGUUUGCAUGGGCCUUCAGAAUGAGAUGUGUUAUUCACCAUCAUCCUGUGUUUUUGUAACGUGCUUUGUGGACCUGAGAUUAUGUUUAAUGAUUCUGGUGCACAGUUUUGUAUGGUUAGUAUCCUGUUUUAUCUCAGCUUCAAGAUUAAGAGCAUGAUUUCGUCCCCAGACUAAUGUAGAACUGCUUGACGAUCUCUAGAUCCGUCCUUUUAAGGAGUAUAGUCGUGCAUAGUUGGUGUUUCUGUUUUAUCUUAGUCAUCAAGAAUUCAAGAUCAACGACACACAUUGGUCUCUCUACUAAUGUUGAACUGCCUGAGGUGUCUUUAAAUCAUCCCAUAAUCAGAAAGUUUUGAUACGAAAGAUAUGAAAAAAAGCACAACUUAGAAACUCUUUUGAUUCA